Bursaphelenchus xylophilus (pine wood nematode) is the source of this 3592-nucleotide messenger RNA. The record is from the annotation of a GenBank genome assembly. NCBI's taxonomy places the organism in Eukaryota, Metazoa, Nematoda, Chromadorea, Rhabditida, Aphelenchoididae.
AUGGCUGCUCCAUCAAUUCGUCCGUUCUUUCUGCCAAUGAUUGGUAUUUUUUCAAUAAUCGUGGGGUACUUCCUGAAUGUAAAAAGCUGGCAUUUCUAUGAAACUCUGGUUUGUUUGAUUAUCAUCUCGAUCAAAUGGAAGAUAGAGGAAAACGAAUCGUUGAAACUGGAGCAACUACCGGCCAAAUUCGAAAACGCCCUCAAAGAUGUGCGCGAAGAAAAAGAGGCGGUCGACAAGUUGAAGGUAAGGGUUUUACAAUUUUUAUUAUAAAGCCUGCGUGAGUACAUAGCUCCUAAUCUAUUUUUUAGUCAGUUUCUGUGAUUUUUUGUCCUUUUUAUUUAUUUUUUUGAUUGCACAGUGCAUCUACAUUUUUAGCCUAUUUUUGCCACUGCACAGUGCGAUCGAUCUUUCAGGAUUUUACAAAUUUAUUUGAACAAAACAAAAAAAAAACUAAAAAAGAAAUGUAAUUUCUGUUUUCCUCGAAUUCUGUCUCAAAAUUACAAGUAGAAUUUUGAAAUUCAAAUUUCCCGCCAUUUUUGGCAUUUUGUUCAAACAAUUGCAGAGUGGUAAAACAUAACAUAUAUCGCAAAGAUACUUAUUCUGGACCAUCUAGACGCAUGUUCUACUACUGAAUAUUUAUAAACUCUUUUUACGUAUUUUUAGUGGACAUGAAACAGAAUGCCAAAGUUUGAGAGAAGUUGAAAUUUCAAAUAGCCGGAAGGUCAAACCCUAAAAUCAAAUUGUUUUUGGUGUUUUUCAUAGCUUUGGAACACUUUUUCAUACAGUCAGCUACGUCUAGUCCGCUUACAACAGAAUGCCAACUUUGGCGGGAACUUAAAAAUUCAAAGAUACUUGAAUUUUGAACUUACAAGGAAUGGUCUGAACUUCCCUCGGAAUUCCGGAAAAUAACUAGUAUAGGUAAAUAGAGCAGGUCAACUUUGGUAAAAAUAGUCAUUAAUAUCAGAAAAUGACUUUUUUACCAAAGUUGAACUGCUAUAUCCACCUGUACUAGUCAUUUUCCCGAAUGCCGGAGGAAGUUCAGACUAUUCCCUUGUAAGUUCAAAGUUUAAGAUUUUUUGAAUUUUUAAAUUCCCGCCAAAGUUGGCAUACUGUUUUACGCGAACUAGAAGUGGCUGACUAUAUGAAAAACUGUUGCAAGGCUAUGAAAAGCACCAAAAACAAUCUAAUUUUGGGGGUUCGAUCUUCUGGCUAUUUGAAAUUUCAACUUCUCGCUAACUUUGGCAUUCUGUUUCGGUGUCACAAAAAAUAAGUUAAAAUAUAUUUACAAGGGAAGUACCCGAAGUGCGACGCUCAGAUUUUUAUAAAAAUUGGCAUAGAUGGAGAUUAGAAUUUUCUUAUUCGAUUGCGAACAUCCUAGAUCGCGCUUUGCAGAAUCCGCCGUGAAAGAAGGGCCGGAACAUCGAAAAAAAUCUUCAAAUGCCGACGAAUUUCCCUGCAAAUUCUCUUGAUCUUGGCAUUCCGUUCCAGAAGAAAAAUAUUUUUUCUCGCAAGAAAUUUCUUCUUUAUAAUUUUCAAGACUAUUUUGUUGCUUUUAUGUGGAAUAUUGUGUGUUAUUUUCACUUUUUUACACUCUGGACAUGAUUCUAGCGCUAUUAAUUGGAUUGUCGCCAUCCGAGGGGUAAAAUGUUUCGUCCUUUGACGAAUUUAUACAGUUUUUCCUCUGCAGAUGGGCAAACCACUCUAAUAGUUGCUUUAAAGCUGUUUAGGAGAGAUGCAAACGUUCUACGGUCGUGUAUGAACAUAAUCUUAAAGUAAGUGUUACAAAAACUUUAUUAUUUUUCAGUGAGCAAAUUCUGAACAACAACAAGAGCGAAUGUACACCAUCGGAACACUGACGGAACUCCUUGGGACCUUUACUUUGUUUUCUGAAAUGACAUAAACGGAAAAAUAGUGAAAAAAUAAAAUUUUUGUAACACUUACCUUAUGACUACGUUCCUACACGACCAUAGAAAGUUUGCGUCUCUCCUAAACAGCUUUAAAGCAACUAUUAGAGUGGUUUGCCCAUCAGCAGAGGAAAAACUGUAUAAAUUCGUCAAAGGACGAAACAUUUUACCUCUCGGAUGGCGACAAUCCAAUUAAUAGCGCUAGAAUCAUGUCCAGAGUGUAAAAAAGUGAAAAUAACACACAAUAUUCCACAUAAAAGCAACAAAAUAGUCUUGAACAUUAUCAAGAAAAAAUUUCUUGCGAGAAAAAAUAUUUUUCUCUUGGAACGGAAUGCCAAGAUCAAGAGAAUUUGCAGGGAAAUUCAUCGGCAUUUGAAGAUUUUUUUCGAUGUUCCGGCCCUUCUUUCACGGCGGAUUCUGCAAAGCGCGAGCUAGGAUGUUCGCAAUCGAAUAAGAAAAUUCUAAUCUCCAUCUAUGCCAAUUUUUAUAAAAAUCUGAGCGUCGCACUUCGGGUACUUCCCUUGUUAGUUUAAUAGUAGACCAUGUAUCUGGAUGGUGCAGAAUAAGGAGUUCAGACUAUUCCGUCGUUAUAAAUGGCCUUGAAAAGUAAAAUUUACCCUUUCAGGAAGUAUGUGGGAAAGUUCCCAAAGCGGACGCCUAUUAUUUCGACAAGCCAUGCAACACCUUGUUCUACCUGAUCCAAAAACCCGACAAUGCUUCUCCAGACUACUGCAGUGAACUGAUCUACUUAAAAAACUUGACAACCGGACUCACUAAAGAGCUUUUUACCUCCCGCAACCAUCGAGAAGACCGGAUUCCGCCAAAAAUCACGGCCGAUGGAGAGAACAUCUUUGUUCGCUCGCAUAAGGACUUCCUCGUCUACUACAAUGUCAAGGAGAACAUUCUGCGCCGAAAGGGAGUCUAUUUCGACAUUGAACACAUGCAGGCUAUUGGAAAUCGGGUUCUGGUUGUUGGGGAGAAGAAAUUUGAGGUUUACAAGGUCAAACAGAGAUUUGAGGAUGUCGCUAACUAUCGGAUUGAUAGUCCAUGUCAUCUACAUGACGGCGUGUUUGUAUUCAGCCGCGAUUCCUAUCUUGGGGUCAGUUUUUAGAGUCUAUUCGACCUAUAAAGUCCUUUAAUUGGGGAUUUUCGAAAAUUUUUAUAUUAUACAUGACAUUGAUACAAAAAAAUGGUUGUAAUAGCAUGUAGGAAUGUCCGAUUGGCCUGAAAUUUGGAAUAUAUGCAGCUCCUGGUUCAACAAUGCUAUUUUGAUAUUUUCAGGACGAAAUUAAAAUAUCCCAUAGACUUAUGACAGUUUUAAGUUCAAAAAAUCUUGAUAUAAUUUAUGAAAAUUUCAGGUGACUUCGAUGGAAAAUGAUAAUCUUCGCUUCAAGCAGACAAAUGUUUCCGUCUCUUCAGAUGUCAAAAUCACUCGCAAAUCAAACCAUGUCUUCGAAUUGGAGCAAAAAGGCAGAAAAGAAGACUACCUACUGGAAUAUUCCGAUGGAAAGCCCACCCUAACCCUAUUGAAUUCCAAUGCAGUGAACAAAAAACCUGAAUCCUCAAAGGCAAGAUUCUUACAUCGUAUCUGGCAAGGAGUCGUAAUUCGAUUUUGGGUAUUUUUGGUCGGUCUUGCGAUCAAAGAAUUGUUUGAGGUGGUCAAUGUGCCAUUACCAGCGGCAUUUUGA